AUGUCCGUAGCUGAAUCACCACGGCUUGUUGGUCGAUGGUCAGUUGAAGCGUCUCCGGAUGUUGGGACAUCUAGGUCAACGUCUGAAAGCGGGGGCGAGGAGAACUAUGAAUCAGUCCAACACAGUGCUGCGGAAAUCGUAGAGGGAGGAAAAGGCGGUGGUUUGGAAGAAAAGCUGGUCCACGGAAAGAACGAGCUUUCAGUUGGGCGGCCUGGCCCAAUGCGGUUGAAAAGCAUUCCUAUCACCCUAGACAGACUUACAGAGAAAGGAAAGUACGUCCUAACCGCGGACAAGACUGCUCUCAGGGAGAUCCUGAAGCUGAGCAUCGAGAGGGAGGAGAAAUCUGUUUCUGGGAAACAGAAGGGAAAGUUCAGUGACAUGGUCUUCACCCAUCGAUUCACAACCUUUGAUGGACGAAAUCCUGCCAGUGCCGACAGCGAGUUCCAUGGAUUUUUCAAUCUGUUCUGGCUUGGUGUGGCAAUAUUUAUGCUUCAAUUAUUCCUAGAGAAUUACCAGAAGUAUGGAAGUGUACUGGGUGGUAAUCAGAUAGUGCAAAUGAUGUUCCAGCGAGACGUCAUGGUUCUCGUUCUCUCAAGUGCAGGAAUCUGUAUGACAUCCUUGUUUGGAUUAAUAUUACAAAAACUUGUCCACAAACGUUACUUGGGCUGGAAUGGGUCUGGCUGGAUAAUACAGGGUGUUUGGGAACUAGUCUUCCUUGUAGCUGCAAUUGAGUGGACGGUAUUCCGAGAAUGGCCAUGGACACAUUCGUUCUAUUUCACGGUGCAAUCAUUGGUGAUUCUGAUGAAGCAACACAGUUACGCAUUUUAUAAUGGGCAUUUGUCUGAGGCAUUCCAUAUGCGCUCAAAACUACAAGGGGUUUUGAGACAACUUGAGAGUGUCGAUCCAAUAGCGACCCAGUCAAAUACCAUGCCUCAAGUUUCGUCGCUAUCAACCUCCUACCUAGAUCAUCGCCCUACCUCAUCGGAUUUAUCUCAACGUCGGCAAUCUCUCCGCGGCGAUGCUAUGGACGGUUCAACUAUCAAGCAAGUAGCGACUGCAGUUGAAUCCGGUGACCCCCUUGACAUAGAUCAAGUUCAUGCAUUUGAGCGUAUUAUCAAAUGGGAAAUCGAUGCCUUAACAGUCGACCUCAACGGAAGGUGUACGAAGACAGCAAAUCACUAUCCGAAAAACCUGACCGUCUCAAACCUUCUCGAUUUUACCACCCUUCCAACUUUGGUUUAUGAAUUAGAGUAUCCGCGUUCUGAUAAAAUCGAUUGGUAUUACGCUGCCGAGAAAGCAAUCGCAACGUUUGGUAUCAUAUCCGUCAUGAACAUACUAUCCCAGGCUCGCAUCUAUCCAGUCGUCAUGAAGACAGUAGCAAUGAGAGAAACAAUGGACCUAACCGACCGUUUGUAUGAGUUUCCACUAAUUCUGAAUGCUUUGAUAUUUCCAUUCAUAAUGGAAUAUCUAUUGAAGACUUGGUAUGUCAUCUGGGAGUGUGUAUUAAAUUUCCUUGCGGAAAUCACUCGUUUCGCUGAUCGAGGCUUUUGCAAAGAUUGGUGGAACGCGCCGAGCUUCGACGCCUAUGCUCGAGACUGGAAUCGUCCCGUGCAUCUUUUUCUUCUUAGGCACGUCUACAAUUCCUCAAUUUCAGCGAUGAAGGUUAACAAAUACACUGCUACCUUGAUUACGUUCCUUCUCAGCGCCGUUCUCCAUGAACUGCUCAUGUUCAUCCUUUUUAAACGAGUCCGCGGGUAUCUCUUUAUGCUUCAGCUGUCUCAGAUACCUCUGAUUGCUUUUGCGAGAACGAAAUUCAUGAAGAAAAGACCGGUUGCUGGAAACCUUUUAUUGUGGUUUGGACUUGUUAUGUAA
Glarea lozoyensis ATCC 20868 is the source of this 1872-nucleotide messenger RNA. RefSeq names its product MBOAT family protein. Gene Ontology annotation, biological process: ergosterol metabolic process. The transcript is spliced from 11 exons. Gene Ontology annotation, cellular component: endoplasmic reticulum membrane. The record is from RefSeq and is a predicted model, not a curated record. Bases 1 to 1872 code for a protein of 623 amino acids. Lineage: Eukaryota; Fungi; Ascomycota; Leotiomycetes; Helotiales; Helotiaceae. Gene Ontology annotation, molecular function: ergosterol O-acyltransferase activity.